Molecule: messenger RNA, 1192 nt
Organism: Leptinotarsa decemlineata (Colorado potato beetle)
Lineage: Eukaryota; Metazoa; Arthropoda; Insecta; Coleoptera; Chrysomelidae
Product: round spermatid basic protein 1-like protein
Source: RefSeq, a predicted model, not a curated record
CAAUCUCUAAGAUAUCGCCGGUACUAUCACAUAGAAACUCACAGUAAUGGUGGUGCAAAAAUUCUCAAAAUGUACCAUGAUGAAAUAAAGCAUUUGAGUUCAAACGAUACCAAAGAAUUAGCCAAGGAGUUUUUUCAGUUGGCAUUUCAUGAAGACAAAGAAGGACAUGCCACAUUUGUACUAGCUGUUGUACAUGGAUCUGCCACAUACCUUCCAGAUAUUCUUUCUUAUAUGGCUGAAAACUACCCUAACUUAACCGUCAAAAAUGGUUUGUUAAGUAAGAGUUCUGAUAUAGAAACGACGUCAAUGGCGGUCUAUAAUGAAAAUGUUUGUAAAAAUUACGAAGCUGGUACAGUGCGUUGUGGACCUCUUCAUCAAAUAAGCAUAGUGGGUACAGCUCAUGAAGAAGUCGGAGGAUAUUUUCCUGAUCUCUUGGCACUACUUGAAGAAAAUCAAUUUCUCAACUUGACUAUGCCCUGGGGACCACUAUCAAUUUGUGAUCAAAUGAAACCAACCGACAGUAAUGAUGGACCUAUUAUUUGGUGUAGACCAGGAGAGCAACUUGUACCGACAGUUGAUUCCAAAACUCCAAUUAAAAGAAAAAGGAACAACGACCUUGUGGCCCAGCAUCAAACAGCCGUCAACAACCGAAAAAUUAUUUUUAUAAUUAACAUAAGACAUGUAAACAAAUGACACUUUUUUAGGCCAACCCAUGUUUACAUAUUUACAAAUUUGCGUCAAGGUUUUGUCGUUUUGAGUUUCAAUCCUGAUCUGUUCCCAAUCAACAGGCAGUUCAUUGUUGGAUGCUAUAAAAUUUAAAUAAGAAACUUCUAUGUCAAACUCUUUGAGUUGUUCAUUUAAAGACAAGCGAGAAAAAUAAUCAGUAUUAUUCUUUGAUUUAAUAUAUUCUAUAUCAAAAACGAAAUUAGCUAAGAUCAAUGCCCAACGCUGUAAUCUAUUGUAGCCAGUAAAGAAAUUCCCUUUUUAUCCCCAAAUAAAGUAACUAAGCACUUCGCGUCAGUUUUUAUUGUGAAUUUCCCACCGUAAACGUAUUGAUAAAAUUUUUGCACCCCAAACACAAUAGCUAAUGCCUCUUUUUCUACCUGUGAAUAUUUUUGCUGGUUACUUGAUAGAGUUAAACACGCAAAACUGAUGGAUUUUUCUACAUUUUCUAUUACAUGUGAAAUCAUGG